Messenger RNA from Otolemur garnettii (small-eared galago), 552 nucleotides. RefSeq names its product ubiquitin-conjugating enzyme E2 N-like. The coding region runs from base 75 to 500 and encodes 141 amino acids. Lineage: Eukaryota; Metazoa; Chordata; Mammalia; Primates; Galagidae. The record is from RefSeq and is a predicted model, not a curated record. The transcript has a single exon.
ACACAGAAUCAAAAUGUGAAAAAUAAAAAGGCCUUUCAGGAUGAGAUCAGAAGUCAAACUCGGGAUCUGACAAGAUGGCCAGGCUGCCCCCCAGGAUCAUCAAGGAAACCCAGCGUUUGCUAGCAGAACCAUUUCCUGGCAUUCAAGCAGAACCAGAUGAGAGCAACGCUAGUUAUUUUCGUGUGGUCAUUGCUGGUCCCCAGGAUUCUCCCUUUGAGGGAGGGACUUUUAAACUCAAACUAUUCCUUCCAGAAGAAUACCCAAAUGGCAGCUCCUACAGUACAUUUCAUGACCAAAUUUAUCAUCCUAAUGCAGACAAGUUGGGAAGAAUAUGUUUAGAUACUUUGAAAGAUAAAUGGUCCCUAGCACUGCAGAUCCGCACAGUUCUGCUGUGGAUCCAGGUUUUGUUAUGUACUCCCAGUCGAGAUGAUCCAUUAGUGAAUGGUGUAGUGGAAGACCGAGGAAGCCCCAGGCAUAGAAACAGCUGGAGCAUGGACUAGGCCAUAUGCCAUGAAUAAUACUCAAAUCGAUCCCAUCAUCACAUGUGCAUCA